CUAAUGAAUUUGAGAAGAUCCUAGAUAGUGAAUUAGAUUACUUUAUUGAAGUUUUUAAUGCAUCCAUGUAUCUGGUAUGUAUCUUUUAAUAUCAGCGGUGAUUUAUUUUUAAAAUUUACUUUAUAUAAUUAAUUUCAUGAAAAGAAGACCCAUUCAGUGAAGUAAAAACGUAAAGCGUUUUAGUGAACUAAAAGCGUAAAAUCGUAAAUUUUUAAGUUUUAAAGCGCAAUUUAGUAUGAUUUUAUACACUAAAGUUUUUACAUAGAAACGAAAGUGUGUUGGUGACCUAGAAGCGUAAAACCGUAAGUUUUUAAGUUUUAAAGCGCGAUUUUGACUGCAUUGCCUACGUUCAUUGUAUUGGACGGUCUUGGCCAAACUUAGGUCACAUAAUUCACCGAGCAGGGGACGUCGCUCCCUCUUUAGAGUGGGGAAACACGAAUUUGAGGGAAUCCGUAUAUAAUUCGCGAAUUUCUACCUCUUGGAGCGCGAUUUUUUCCAGAAAAUUCGUGAAUUUACUUCAUAGUAAACAGAGGAGAAGAGAAAGUGUUGAUGGUGGUAACUAUUGAUUUGACGAAGGAGAAGGUCGAUGGCUAAUUGAAGGAGGAAGCUGAAAAGAUGCCUAAGCCUACCUCUGCAUCUGAAUAAGAUCUAUUAAUUGCGAAGAUUUUGAGCUUUGGGAUGACUCUUGCCAGCGCACAAUAUUGCAAUAUGUAUUUAGGUUACCGAUUUCAAAACCCAGCAUGCGGGGAGUCAGAGGAGUUCUCCUGUGUUUCGAAGACGAGAAGAUUCGAGGUAGAAAAUGGGGAUUCGUUGGUCGGCAGAGGGAGUUGAUCGAGAGAGCUGCUUUUGCUGCAAUUGAGGCGGCGGGGGAGCUUACGUUUGCUCGUUUAGGGUUGACAGCUGGGUUUGGACUCCACUAGGUUCAAUUAGUUGGGCCAAUGCAAAGUCAUUUCUAUCAGCAGGUGUCCAUGGUCCAAUGGCCAAUGCUUUAGUUAGUUGUGGUUGACAUAUCAACAAGGAAGUUUAUAGUUUUAAUUAGAUACUUUGGUGAUUAAACUCUUAUUUUUUUUGUUUUACAUACGAUUUAACCAUACAACCUUUUAAUUAGUCUCAUUUUUCUAUGAGGUAUGAGAAUAUUUUGUCCAAACCUGGUACUAUUUUAAAUAAAAUAAUAUAAUUUUAACGCUCUCUUGACGCUCUGAACUUAUAAUUUUAAGAAUAGACGUUUUCACGCUCUCGCUCUCUCGCUCCAUGAAUCGGUAACCUAAGGCCAAACUCGAAAUGUUAGCCUCGCUAGCUAGUAGCUAGAGCGAAGUCAAAGCUAAGGACCCUUUAAUUGGUCACCCAAACUGAACUUUAGUAGCCAAAUCGGUGUUGUGGCCAGAAGCUGCUAAAAUGGCGGUGGCCCGCGUCUUGACUCUGAAGUCUGAACCAACUACGUGGGAAAAAUAAGUCAAGCUCAAAGUCUCCCGUUCUUUUUUUUUUUCUUUUCGAACCGGAGUGUACGACUUCUGCAGCUCUAAUCCGAGGGAGAUUAUUGCAACGAAUCUGGGUAAGCUCGAUGAACACAGACCAAAUGAUACCCAUUGUGAAAUUCGGGGAUCCCUUAUUCUUCUAUCUGAGCUUCUUCAUCUCUUCUCUCGCACUGUAUUUAUGUCCUCUGUUCUCAAACUGUCAAACAGACACACUCUUACAAGGGCAGGAACUGAAAGAUGGGUAUCACUUGGAUUCAGCGUUCGGAACUUUCAGGCUGGGCUUCUUCACCGGUCCAGAUUCCCACCGCUACCUCGGAAUCUGGUACAACAUUCCCAACUCUCAGCAGUACCGCCUCCGCGGCUUCCCUCCCUACUUUAGCACCUCCCCCAACGGAGACGAAGACGAGGGGCCAGCACCCGUCUGGGUCGGAAACGUGAACGUCCCAAUCAUUAGUAGAACAGGGGUUCUCACUGUAGCAAGUGACGGGAACUUGAAGAUCGGAAAUGGAAGAGGUGAGGAGAUUGUUUCCCUGACCGCCGCCACCGGAAUUUCAGGAAAGACAAGCGGUGUUUUGCUUGAUUCCGGCAAUUUUGUGCUUCGGGAGCUGAAUCGAGAUGGGUCGGUGAAGCGGGAACUGUGGCAGAGCUUCGAUUACCCAACGGAUACCCUUCUGCCAGGGAUGAAAUUGGGCGCCAAUUUGCGAACUGGGCAGGUUUGGUCUCUGAAACCAUGGCCGUUAGAGACCAAUUUCACUUUUGGGUUGAACCCAAACGGGACGAUCAAGAACCAAUUGGCGAUACUGUGGAACGGACGGGUGUAUUGAAGAAGUGGGGUGGGGCUGAAUCCGGUUUUCCGGGAUUAUAACUUCAGGUAUGUCUCAAGUAAUAAUGGAGAAGACAGGUACAUGGUUUACAAAGCGAGGGAUGGUAUUGCUUAUCCUAGGAUCACCAUUACUAGCCCUGGCAUUCUUAGUGGUCAUGAUCGCACCGCAUUCGUGGGGUGUGACUGGAAAUUUGAGAACGGUGGUGGAUGUUUUGCUGGUGAUGAUACGCCCAUUUGCGGUACAAGGAUGUGGCCGUCCAGCUACGACUAUCCGGCAGUACAAGCCUAUAUAGAGAAGUUUCGUCUCAAAGUCAGCCAAGUUGUUUUUAAAUCAUAUAAACAUUACAAAUAUUACAAACAUGAUAAACAAAAAUGGCAAAUCUUACAAACAAUACAAAAUAAAUCGACCAACAUUACAAAGACGUGGGAGGGAGGGGAAAAAAUCCAACGGGACCCACUUUAUUUUUUAUUUUUUUAAUUAAUAAAUAAAAUAAUUAUGCAAUUACCAUCUUACUCUUCAUUAAAUGAGACUAAUUGGAGCCAUUAAAUUAUAAUUUAAAUGGAGGACUAAGACUGACUUACUCAAGUGACUAAGGUCCCAUCAUGUCCUUACUGCCAGCUAGGGCUGUUAAUGAGCCGAGCCGAACCGAGCUUUGCCAUAGUUCAUGCUCGGCUCGUUAAUAUAUUUCCAAGCUCGAGCUCGGCUCGUGUUCGUCACGAGCUUUAAUAUGCAAGCUCGAGCUCGGCUUGUUUAUGAAAAGGAAAGCUCGAGCUCGAUUCGAGCUCGGCUCGUUAAAUAAGGUUAACGAGCCCAAAAUCGAGUUAAGCUCAUAAAAUAUUCAUAAUAACUCAAGAUUUACCUAGAACUGGACACAAGAUUUCAUUCAAACUUGUAGUAAAGUCUAGCAAAAUAAAACACAAUAUUUAUCCCAAUUUCAAUACAUAAAUCCAUGAAUUAUAAUCCUUUCUUAUGCCAAAAUGUUAAAUGAGCUUGUUCGCGAGCUUUUGAGCUGAACAUGGUAUGGCUCGAGUUCGGCUCGUUUAGUUAACGAGCUUGUUCGCGAGCCGGCUUGAUUAAGACGAAUGGAGUUUUGAACGAGUUUUUUCGAGUCGGACGCUGAGCCGUUCAUGAGCGGCUUGGUUCAUUAACAGCCCUACUGCCAGCACACAAGGAACGGAAACACUCACAUUUCUUUUUCAAUAUCAAUUUUAAUACAUGAUGAAAUAACAUUAAAACCUCUCAUUAAUUCUUGCAAUUAUCCAAUCAUUAUUUUAAAAAUACUAUCUAUAGCCCCUAAGGGGUGUAAGUUUGACCUAAAGACCCACUGACCCGCCUCGAGGGUCGGGUUGGGUCAGAUUGUCUACAUGCUCAGUUUAGAGUCGGGUAUUCUUUUGACCCUGUAAGGGUCGGGUCAACUUAGGCCGAGUCACUUUUUGACCCUGUGACUUAUCAACAACUAUGAUUGCAAUUAUCCAAUCAUUAUAUUAAAAAACUAGUGAUGUGAAAUUCCUCAUACCAAUAUAUUGGACCUAUUUGUUAACUUUUAAAAGUUUAGGUACUAAAUUGUAAAGAAAAAUUGGGUACCAAAACAUAAAUUUGCCACCAAAUUUUAUGGAAUUAUUUGUAAAAAAAAUUAGGCACUACAUUGUAACAAAAAUAAUUUUAGGUACCAAAAUGUAAUUAUUAAAAAUCAGUGAGUUGAUUAAUGCCGAACCACUGACUAGACUUUCCCCGACCAUUUUUGACCCUUUAGGGGCAUGACUACAGUCACGGCUAACUUCAACCUAACUCCACCACUGGGCGAAUCAGUUAUAUAUCUUGGCCCUUCAUAAACGGGUCAAUCAGGAUGAGUAAGGGGCAUUAUUGACCCUUCCCUAAUCAAAGGGACUAAACCCCCUCUCCUCCUUAGUGACAUGAUCUCAUCUCUGGGGGCUCUCAUCCCUUAAGCUAAGAAAACCAUGCUACCAUU
Molecule: messenger RNA, 4268 nt
Organism: Linum trigynum
Lineage: Eukaryota; Viridiplantae; Streptophyta; Magnoliopsida; Malpighiales; Linaceae
Source: the annotation of a GenBank genome assembly